CAAUAGAAAUCGUUGAUACAAGAUUUCGAUACACCUACUGUCCAAUCACGUGCGGGUUCUUAGAAACGUCAUCCUACCAAACCGGAAAAGCAGUGUUCAGGCCUGUGUCAACUCUAAACGCUUACAAACUAUCCGAAAACUAUUGCGGAUGUUUGUGUUCCGUAAUUCAUGUAGAUAGUUGAUUCAUUUUUGGGGCCUUCGGUCUGACAAUGGGAGCCAGUAACAGUACCCGCCGUGUGUCGUACGAGUCAGACGACAACGAGAAUGUAACUGUGGUGAAGGGCAUUCGGCUAUCUGAGGGCGUCAUCAACCGAAUGAGAGAACCUUCCAGGGCAACCCCCUUCGUCCCAAGUCCUGCACCUCCUCCCCCUUUGAUUCCUCCACCAGUUCCCCCAGAGAUCGUACCAGAACCUUCACCUCCUCCUCCUCCUCAACCCGAGCAGGCUCAGACUCCGGUGGGAUCUUCUGCUCCCUUGCCAGAAUCCAGUCCAGCACCACCACCACCACCUCCUGCUCCGCCAGCCAUUGAUGAAGAAGCCCUAAAGAAGAAGAUCAGUGACGAGUUGUAUGAAGGUCUGGAGAAGCAGAGAGUCAAAGCAGAGCAAGACCUGCAAACCUGGCUUGAAGCUGAGAAAGCCCGUACAUCAGCGCAAGCUCAGGCUGAGACCAGGCGUCACGUGGAGGACGAGGUGUCCAGAAUUCUGUCUUCAGAACGCACUGUCGCCCAGGAGAGCCUCCAGCAGGCUGUCCUCAGGGAGAGGAUCGCCACUGAGGACGAAAAGCUACGUGCUCAGCUCUUUGCUAAGCAGCUGGAGGCUAAAGAGGCAGACCUAAACAAGCAGGAUGCUUUCUACAGGGAGCAAGUGGCACGACUGGAGGAGAGGAGUGCUCAGUUCUACAAGGUCACCACAGAGAACUACCACAAAGCUGCAGAUCAAGUGAAUGCCAAGUUCAAACGCUACGAGGCAUACCCUGUGUGUGCAGACCUGCAGAGCCAGAUCCUGGCGUGCUACAAAGAAAACCAUGGCAAAACUCUCCAUUGCUCCAACAUAGCAGCUUUGUACCUGCAAUGUGUCAACAAUGCCAAGCAGUAAAGUAAGCAUGCAGCGUCAUGGACCAAUGACACACCAAGUUGAGGACCGGCGGUUAAAGGAAGGAAGGGGAUAAGAAAGAUGGAGCAAUGAAGAGUUUAUUGUGUGGGAUCACUGAUUAUCGACCGACUGACAAGAAAAGAGGAAUGAGUCAGCACCAAGAUGCACACCCUGAAAAAAGACAAACUCUGAAGACCGGAAAAUAAACCUUGUCUUGUCUCUCCUGUGGAAAAAGGUGACACUUUUCCCUCUUUGGAUGCACCAAAAAGCCUUAGACAUACAAUCACCCAAUAGCUGACAUUUCAGUAAGUUGUAUUAUUUCUUGUCAAGUGAGCUAAUAUUUUUUUAGAGUAGUCCCUGUUAAGCUUGUAUAACACUACAUAUUUACUCUACACUCCAAAAAAAACCCACACAACUAUUAUUAAGUAUCUGCAACACACACAUGAUGAUGGUUGUGUUAUGGUCACUGGUUGCACAAGUGCUGCCAGUGCAGAGGGAGCUGCGGUUCAUCAGAGGAAUCAUUAAUUCCAACAUGUACAAGCAAAGAUUAUGGAGAGAAAUGUGUCUUUUCAUGCAACCAAACAAAAAAAAUGUAUAUAACUUUAAAGUUUUGGUUAGAUUAAGUACAGUGAGUCCAAAUAAACAUUUCAGUGGUCUCUGGAGAACCAUGAAAACAUCUACUGCUAGAUACAAAAAAGCCGAAAACAUGUGGAGCUGUGUUCCCGAGGGAGACAGACAGGAUAUCUAUAAAGAUGUUUUGUUCUACCUGGCUAAGAAAGAGAAGGAGCAAGCCAAGCAACUGAGGAAGAGAAACUGGUAACCUCUGAAGAACAUUCUGGACAACAUGGCCAAUGUCACCUACUGCACUAUCUGGUCUACCAGCCUUUUUAUUGGUCAUGAUGGUGACCACGUGACUGCUGACUACCUCCGCCCUCAACGCAUUUGGAGGGAAAAUAAAUUAGAUUGAAAUUUAAAAAAAUAUAAUCAAAACUUUAUUGUAUAUAUAUUUUUAAAUAUUUUUUUUAGUUGCAUAAAAAGACACGUACUUCUCUUAUACACCUACAGCUUCCUCAGCACAGCACUUGAUCAUAUCGGCGGUGUGUUUGGGUUAGUUAUUGCGUUGGAAGACCACCAUGUUGGAACUCAUGCUGCCCUCAAUGAACCACAACUCUCCCAGUCCAGGAGCUACUCAUGCAGCCACAGACCAUGAAAUACAUAACCGGCAUUAUGUUCGACUCACUUGUGUUGCCUGAUAUUCAGACCAUUUGUGUGUGUUGAGUCAUUUUUAGUGAAUAGUAAAUCCAUACUGCUACACAAGCUGUACACAGACUACUCCAAAGUUUAUAUAUCAUUGUCCCUUGAGAAGAUAUACUGUCAUGUAAAUGUUUGUUGAAAUGGGAGCGAUGUACUUUUGUCACCUGGACCCCUCCCCACCUCAUGUACUACAGUACCCACAUGAAAGUAUUUUUCCAAACCUCAUGGCUUCCUCGGCACUAGCAAGUACACAAGUACACAUGUUCACGUUUGUAUUGUGCUUAUUUGUGUAACUCUCCGAUCAGAGGCGGAAUAAAAAAUGCAGCAACUCUC
This is a messenger RNA of Nerophis lumbriciformis (worm pipefish), 2678 nucleotides long. The record is from RefSeq and is a predicted model, not a curated record. NCBI's taxonomy places the organism in Eukaryota, Metazoa, Chordata, Actinopteri, Syngnathiformes, Syngnathidae.